AUGUCGGAUCCAUACGGCAAUCCCUAUCCCCCUCACUCCCAAUACGCCUCACCGGCGCCCGGCUACGGCCAACAGCCCCCAUACGAUGCCAAUCAGCAAUAUGGAUACCCACCCCAAGGAGGAUACAGCCCAUAUCCCCCGCAGGAUCAAUCAUACCAGCAGCCAGCUUAUGAUCCCAAUGGCCAGUCGGCAUACGGCCCUCCGGCCCAAGGCGGCUUCCAGCACGCCCAACAGGGCGAGCAGGUCGGCGCUUACGACUCAAGCAACCCUCAAGGUCAUCCUGAAUACUACCAACCCCACGAUGAUCCCACCACAAGAGGUUACAACGCCCCUGUACCGUACCAGGACCCCUCGCAGCAAUCUUCUCCGUACCCUCAACAAGGCUCUCCAUACCAACCCAAUCAAGGCGCUCCACAUGAUUACUCACAGGCUCCACCGGGUGGCGCUCCCUACGACCCCAACAAUCCCGCUGCAGCAGGUCCCGGAGGCGUUCCCGGCGAAGAAGGCGAGCGUGGUCUAGGUGGUGCUUUAGCUGGCGGAGCUGCAGGUUAUUGGGCUGGCCACAAGAAAGGUCACGGUUUUAUAGGUGCCGUGGCUGGAGCGUUUCUCGGAAAUAAGGCCGGCGACUUCAUUUCUGACAAAAUGCACCAUAAUGACCAGCCUCAGCCACCGCAUGGCAGCAGUUGGGGCGGCAAAUAUUGA
Molecule: messenger RNA, 702 nt
Organism: Xylona heveae TC161
Lineage: Eukaryota; Fungi; Ascomycota; Xylonomycetes; Xylonales; Xylonaceae
Exons: 2
Coding region: 1-702 (233 amino acids)
Source: RefSeq, a predicted model, not a curated record